Messenger RNA from Vigna unguiculata (cowpea), 2276 nucleotides. RefSeq lists its product as uncharacterized. NCBI's taxonomy places the organism in Eukaryota, Viridiplantae, Streptophyta, Magnoliopsida, Fabales, Fabaceae. The record is from RefSeq and is a predicted model, not a curated record.
ACCUCGACUGCAGUGGUUUGAUGACUGGCUGUUUUUCUUCCUAUAUACAGCGAUAGGCUUUCACUUCUCUUCUCUUCUGUCGUUUGCUGCACAGGUAAUGAUGUCAAGCCCUAUUAACAUUUCGUCGGAGGAGUUUUCGGUUCGGAAGGGGAAAGGGUAUGUUGAUGUCGCCACGUCGUCGUCCGUGUCCGCAACUUCCGUUCGCAGCGGCUCCACCACGGCCAGUGGAGGUGGAAAUAGGACCGGUGGCGGUUCAGUGUCGUCGAGUAGCCAUUUAGCUGACAGGAGUGUUCAGUCCAAGGGCAAUGUCGUUCCCAUAAAUGCUAUAGAAGAAGGUGCGGGGUUGAACUUGCCUGUUCGCCCAGGCUAUGAUUGGGUGGAUUUUCCUGUAAAACAAUAUUUCACUCAAUACCGUUCGGGGGAAACUGUUGGAUCUUUCGCCGAGAGUGUGAAUGUUCUCGAAGAGGACAUAGAAGACAACGUGAUUAGUUUUCGUGCUUGCAAAGAAAACGAAAAUGUCUGUCACGGACAAGAGGGUAUGAAGGAAGACUUCUUCUACGUCUACGCAUGUCUCUUCAAAGAUUUACACAUCCGACUUCCAUUUGAUGCCUUUAUCGCCGGUGUUCUAACCGAGUUAAACGUGGCACCGACGCAACUCCAUCCAAAUAGUUGGGCUGCGCUCCAAGCUUUCAGGAUUUUAUGUAAAGGUUUAGCCAUAACUCCCACUCCUGCACUUUUCUUGCAUCACUUCAGCACCCGUCCCACCAAGCGUGUCGGGUGGCUUUCUUUGAUAAGUAACUCUUGGAGUAGUCUCUUUGGUCUUUUUUCUUCGUCGUAUAAAAACUUCAAGGGCAAAUUUUUCAAAGUCAUGAUAAAAGAUGAGGGUCGAAAGUAUUUCUUCAACGGCGACAAGGCGAAGUUCCCCUUGUAUUGGACUUGCCGUCCUACCAAGUUUACUUCUUGGCCUCGUUCGGUGAUGUCUCCGGAAGAAGUCUCAGCUUUAAAUACACUUAAUCGGCUACCCCGAAAACUUCCAACUCGAAAACUCCUCAAGGCUUAUAAAUCUCCUCGUCUACGGGAGGAAUUGUAUGAUAUAAUGACGUCAAUGAACCCGAAUAGCAAGGCUUACUUCAAGCAAAUGUUUCAGAAGUUUGUGCCGCCUUCAGCUGAGAAAGCCGAGGAGAGCCCUGUUGUGGUGAUAACUGAGGCAAUCCCUAUCCAGCAAGUGCUCGCUGCAAGUUCAGGUCUUUCGCCUCGUGACGGCAAGAAACGAAAAGAGGACAAGUCCUCUCGUCGUCAUCAUGAGCAUGGUAAGAAGUUGUCUUCUCCUAAAAGGGUCAGUGGUGAAACUUCGGCCCCUCUUGGUGGUGGAAUCUUCGGGGUAGAGUUACGCCUGGGGAAUAAGUUAUCAUUUGACCUUAACGGUGCUGAGAAAGAAUUUUACAAGGGGCUAUCUUUUGGCGAGGCUGUUGAAGCCAUAAUGGAGUUAAACGCACGUGCUGCUCUGCUAUGCCGCACACUGUGCUUGGAUGGUGAGAAAGUGCAUUCUGAACUUGCGGAUUCUCGACAUGAGUUGGGGGAGGCUCUGAAGGCUAACUCCAUUCUGAAUGCACAAGUUAAGGAGGCUGUUUCUGCUCAUGCUGCUUGUGCUGAGACCAAAACUCUCCUUUCUUCUGAAAUCGAUUCACUGAAGGUUGAGGAGAAAAGGUUGAAAGACGAGGUACUCCGACUUCAGAGGAGUGUUGAUGAUCACACCCUCGGUCGCCAAAGGGACAAAGAGGAGAGGGAUGAGUUGGUGAAGGAGUUAGAGGACGCUCAGCGCUUUGUAUUCGAACAGCAUCAACUCGGGUUCCAGAAGGCCUUGAACCAAGCGAAAUUCUUCUAUGACAUACCCCUUAACGAGGGUAACUUUGACGUGGGGAAAGACUUUUACAAGGGAAAGCUAAUUCCCAUUGCAGAGAUUGUUGACGAUGACGCAACACAACUAGUUCAGCCCGUCAAGGUAGAAGGGGCUACUUACAAGUAAGAUUUUGCUGUAACUAUUUUUUUGUUGGGCCAUAUUUUGGGGAUGUUCCUGUACAGAAUGAAAUAUGCUCUUCUGAAGCUGAACUCAAUAGUUUAACUUGAGCUCAAAUGAGUUCAGUUCGAUCUUGUUAUGCCUUGCUCAGUUAAAAUACGAGGCUUAAGUAGCUUACUAAAUAUCUUUUCCAUUUAAUUUUCGUUCUGAAUCCAAUUUGUCUGUAAAAGUUCAGAGCACAACACUUACAAUCUAAGAC